Messenger RNA from Myxocyprinus asiaticus (Chinese sucker), 381 nucleotides. RefSeq lists its product as uncharacterized. The record is from RefSeq and is a predicted model, not a curated record. Lineage: Eukaryota; Metazoa; Chordata; Actinopteri; Cypriniformes; Catostomidae.
AUGUUGGCAGACAAAGUGGGCAAACAGUUUGGUCACCCUAUACUUUUAACUGGAUGGCUGGUGACCAAGUUCCUGAAAUGGCACAAUGAGAUUUUGGAGCAGAAUGCUGUGAAACUGAGCAAACUUCAAUUUGACGACACGGUACUGGAGCUGGGUCAUGGGCUGGGUCUGGGUCUCCAGCCAGGUGGAAUUAUGGUUACAACUCUCAGACUAGACAGUGUUAUCAAAGCAGCUUCAAUGAAAAUAAUCAGCAGGGAGAACUGGCAUCCUGAGGUCUUCAUGGAAGCCUUAAAGUCCUCUGGAUUCACAGAUGUCCAAAUGAAGAUCAAAAGAGACAAACUCGUUACAUUUCGAGCUAUUUUUGCCACUGCUGUGAAGUAA